Molecule: messenger RNA, 616 nt
Organism: Mixia osmundae IAM 14324
Lineage: Eukaryota; Fungi; Basidiomycota; Mixiomycetes; Mixiales; Mixiaceae
Exons: 2
Coding region: 309-527 (72 amino acids)
Source: RefSeq, a predicted model, not a curated record
GAGCAACGCUGAGCGAAAGUUCUCUCUAUCGGUUCAUCGCGUGCCUUUGAUGCUCUAAAUCGAACCUUGACGGCAAGACUUGCUCGUAACACAGAUCUUCAUAGGAUCUGCACGCAUGCUCGGGCACCUCCGUUCGUGGCUGGCGCCGGGCUCCGUUCCCGUGGAAGAGGCGCACUUUUCUCACGACUUUCACGCGCUCCUUGGCAUAACGUCAUCGCCCGUCUAUCAGGAGAAGUAGCUGAACCAGUCAAACAUACACGCGCAAGCAGACACCUCCGCACGCACACCUACAUAGUCAGUAACCCACAAUGGCAGACCCAGCAGCUCAGCAAGGCGCUACGGGCGGUGGCAUGGACAAACUCGACAGUGCCGUCGACGGCGCCAUGAAGAAGACUGGUCAUGGCGGCUCACGGGCCACGACGGAGAAGAUCUCCGACGGAAUCCGUACUAUGUUCAAGAAGAUCACGGGCAAGCAGGUGCCGAUAGAAGACAGUAAGCAUACAGGCCAUCGAGUUUGUCCAGGCUGAGCGCUGCAUCACAAUGACAGAGAACUAGGGUUUACCUGUGCUACUAGUCGCUAUUACGGAUGUUGUCACGGACAUCGAGCAUUCUGUCC